Molecule: messenger RNA, 2024 nt
Organism: Magnolia sinica
Lineage: Eukaryota; Viridiplantae; Streptophyta; Magnoliopsida; Magnoliales; Magnoliaceae
Product: pentatricopeptide repeat-containing protein ELI1, chloroplastic-like
Exons: 2
Coding region: 24-1382 (452 amino acids)
Biological process (GO): RNA modification
Molecular function (GO): RNA binding; protein binding
Source: RefSeq, a predicted model, not a curated record
GGUAGGUGAAACAAUUAACGGCCAUGCGAGCGUUCGUCUCCCACCACAAUAUAUUCAAAUCCAUCCAUCCAUUUUGCCACGUUGUUGAAGGGCCCCACUCUCCUUUUGCAUGGAUCUCUUCUUCUGCCAUCAGAAAUGCUUCUUCUCCCAACGAAGCCUUGCAUUUCUACACUCAAAUGCACCGCUCCAGCAUCACCGUCGAUAGCUACACGGCCUUGUAUGCACUAAAGUCAUGUGCCUGUCUCUCCAACGCCCUUCUCACACGCCAUGUCCAUGCCCACCUCUUCAAAAUCAACUUAGAAUCCCACAUCUAUGUCGCCACUGCUCUCCUUAAUGGGUAUGUUGCCUCUUCUUUCAGCGAUGCAUGCCAAUUGUUCGAUGAAAUGCCAAACAGAAAUAUCGUAACGUGGAAUACAAUGAUAUCGGGAUAUUCCAAGAAAGGUGAGGUCAAGAGAGCACGUUGGGUAUUUGAUAGUAUGCCUGCAAGGGACGUAGCAUCUUGGUCUGCCAUGAUUUCUGGCUACAUGGGCGCUGGCUUGUGGAGCCAAGGACUAGAGCUCUUCAAAGAGAUGAUGGUGAAUGGGGCGUUGAAACCCGACAACAUGAUGUUAGUCACUCUACUUUCAGGCUGUUCACACAUGGGUUCUCUUCCAUUGCUGGGGAAAUCAAUACAUGCCUAUGCUGAGAAGAACGGAAUUGAACUGAAUGUGGUGCUUGGGACUGCUCUUGUUGACAUGUAUGCCAAAUGCGGAUUCUUGAAAAAUGCAUCCUGGAUAUUUGAGCGGUUGCAUGAUAAGAAUGUAAUGUCUUGGAGCGCGAUGAUUUGUGGGCUUGCUUUGCACGGGCAUGGAGAAGACGCGCUCUGUAUGUUUGAGAGGAUGAAAGUGGCAGGCAUGAGGCCUAAUGAGAUUACAUAUACAGGAAUUCUUAAUGCAUGUAGCCAUGCUGGGCUGGUUGACAAAGGCUGUAAGAAUUUCUACAGCAUGAUCGAAGAGUUUGGGUUGGAACCUGGGAUUCAGCACUAUGGUUGCAUGGUUGAUCUGUUGGGGAAAGCAGGGUUGUUGGAGGAAGCUUAUGAGCUAAUCAAGACAAUGAAACUCAAACCAAACAUCAUCGUGUGGUGUUCGUUCUUGGCGGGCUGUAAGAUGCAUAGGAAUUUCGAGAUGGCUGAGAGAGCAGCAGAACAGGUUUUGAAUGUGGCAGAUCCAGAUAAAGAUGGUGGGGUGUUUACUCUCAUAUCUGAUUUGUAUGCUUCAAAUGGUAAAUGGGAUGACAUGGAACGGGUGAGGAAGGUGAUGGAUAAAAGAAAUGUGAAGAAGUCUCGAGGUUCAAGUUUCAUCGAAUGCAAAAAACCCAGGCAGUCUAUUAGAACCCUCUGUUGAUCAAGCUCUCGUCUGUGAAGAAACCAUGUCAAAUGAUUGGCAUCCAAAUGAUCCCGAAGGAAAAACGGCUCCAUAUGUUUGAUGGCUCCUUUGCACCAUUCAGACCCAUUAUCAUUUCACAUGUGCUGAAAUACAACUUUGGUUUUCUGCAACUAGGGAGCUUCUCAUGCCAGAAUGGCUAAGUCGCGCACAGAGGUUUAGACUCACAACCUUAGCUUUCUGCAGCUAAGGAGCUGCUCAGCAAAGUCUCAGUGCCAGGCAUAACUGCUAAGCCAGGCGCAAAGGUUCAGACUCAUCAAAUUCUCAAGUAGUGAUAAAACUGGCCUCACACAGGCCUAAAAUACCCACCGCUCUCAUUUGAAGGAGACCGAUUUUGGAGAGUCAGAUUGACUCAGACAAUGCUCCAAGGAACUUCAGGCACAGAAAAUCACCAAGGUGUAGGUAUGACAGUGUGUACGGAGUACCCUCUGCAUGAAAGGUAACAAUGUAAGUAUGUAUGUAAUGAUCCAUGUCUGAUAAUAUUUUCCUGAAAUGCUCAGGUGCAGCUUGUGUUAUAGAUUUUCAGUAGUGAGCACUCUCAGGUGACAAUGUGUUGUGACGAGGAUAUAUUGAUACUGAUACAACAAUGGCGUCAUUUUUUUC